AUGAAGCUGGUUCUGGCGCUGGCGACGCUCCUGAGCGUAGCAUCCUUCUCGACGGCCGCGAUUGCGACCAAGGCGCCCGUGCCGACGCGCAACCGCUUCAACGGCGUCUGCUCGAGCGACGAAGAGUGCGCUCCAUUCCCGGGCACCGUCUGCGUCUUUAUUCUCUCGGGCGACUACACCCAGGGCAAGUGCACGCCCAACUACGGCAAGCGCCCGGUCUGCCGAGGCGGCCAAGCCGGCCUCUGCCCGUCGUACCAGGACCCGUCGUCCGGGUACCUCAACACGCAGUGCGUGCUCAUUGACAAGGCGAUGCAGCCAGCGACCGACACGGAUGCGAUCGUGCCCGUGAACAAGCCAACGACGGCGGCGGCGGAUCCGGAUGCGACGCCAGCUGACUCUGGCGCCAAGCCUUCGGUGACGCCCGCCAAGACGGCUGCGAGCCGCUUCCUCGCUGCGGACCCCACGACUGCUGUGGCCAGCGACCCGACGACGACCCCGAAGAAGACGACGGCGGCGCCCGCUGCUGACGGUACGGAUGUCCCGGCUGAUGAACCGACGACGGGCCCGACGACCCCGAAGAAGACGACGGCGGCGCCACUUGACGACAGCACUGUCGCCCCUGAUGAAGGCUCGACGACGGCCGAUGGCACUGUCUCCCGCAUCCCUGUGAAGGACCAGCCGUGCCCUUCGGAUCCGACGCUCGUGCUCGCGGACCCCAAGUGCUGGUUCACGACGGCGUUCAAGAACACGACGCUCACUGUCCAGUACAAGUGCGUCGACUACGACAUGUGUCUCUCGCAGUCGGCGUACGCGCAGGAGCCCCAGACGAUCAAGGAGGAGUACUGCCGCCCGAAGGGCUGCGCCAAUUCGGCCAUCGACGUCAUGCUGCCGCGCGUCUACGCGUGCCGCUGCUACGCCGGGUACACGGGCACCAAGUGCGAGAAGUCGGACCCGACUGGCGAGUGCGACGUCGACUGCGGCCAAGGUGGCGCCUGCAUCGACAACAAGUGCUCGUGCUUUGAUGGCUUCAUUGGCAAGAACAUCCGCUGCGACAAAUGCACGUCCAACAAGGCGUGCGAGAACAACAACACGUGCAACAUUGACACAGGCAAGUGCGACUGCAAGAACGGCUUCAACGGCGAAACCUGCGGCGGCAAGCUCGACAUCUGCGCCGGCGUCACGUGCUCGGGCGGUGGCUUCCCGGACGGCCGCUCGGGCAAGACGUGCACGUGCCUUUGCCCCAAGUGCGCUGCUGGCACGACCUGCAUGCAAUGCGGCGGUGCCAACGGCCGCGACUGCUCGACCUGCCCGGCGUCGGCGCGCCCCAGCUCUGGCACCCCGACCCUCUCGGUUGCGAUCAUGACGCUCAUCAUGGCGAUCCUCGCGGUGCUCUUUUAAGCCGGUGGACUAAGGCCUUUCCGGACGUACUACAGACUACUACAGCUUUUCACUAAUGCAACAGCUCAAUUUUAUCUAUAGCUUGGUCAU
Saprolegnia parasitica CBS 223.65 is the source of this 1488-nucleotide messenger RNA. RefSeq lists its product as hypothetical. NCBI's taxonomy places the organism in Eukaryota, Oomycota, Saprolegniomycetes, Saprolegniales, Saprolegniaceae. The record is from RefSeq and is a predicted model, not a curated record. The transcript has 2 exons. The coding region runs from base 1 to 1398 and encodes 465 amino acids.